AUUCAAUUGAAGUCGUCAACACUGCCCAUUAGAGAACAGACAUAGGGAAAGGGGCAAAGGCUUUUUCGCUAGAUUUAUUAUUGUGCUCGGUUAUUUCCGCUUCCAUUCCCAUAAUACAACCAUGCCUCGAUCAAAACGUGCGAGGAUCGUCACCGAGACCAAGACCGCCAAAAAAUCCCACAAGGAACAGACCAGACGCCUCUACGCAAAUAUCCGAGAAUGCAUCGAAAAAUACGAUUAUCUGUUUGUCUUUGGUGUGGAUAAUAUGCGCAAUACAUAUUUGAAGGAUGUGCGUACCGAGUUUGGAGAUAGCCGCCUCUUCUUCGGAAAAACAAAAGUUAUGGCAGUAGCUCUUGGCCAGAACCCCGAAACCGAGGCCGCAGAGAAUUUGCAUCUCCUACACCCUUACCUAACUGGUGCCGUUGGACUUCUCUUUACAUCGCGUACGCCUGAAUCCGUGAUCAGCUACUUCGACUCGUUUCGGCCAUUGGACUUUGCCCGUGCCGGGACGGUGAGUACCCGUGCGUUUUCCAUUCCCAAUGGUCUGGUGUACUCGCGUGCCGGCGAGAUUCCUGCAUCCGAGGACGAGCCUGUUAGUCAUACCAUUGAGCCUGCGUUGAGGAAGUUGGGUGUGCCUACGCGUUUGGUGAAGGGAAAGGUCAUGCUGGAGUUGACGGAGGGGCAGGAAGGAUAUCCAGUUUGUCGAGAGGGUGAGGUAUUGGAUUCCAGGCAGACGACACUGUUGAAGAUGUUCGGUGUCACUAUGGCAGAGUUCCAUGUUGCUCUGAAAGCAUAUUGGAAUCGGAAAGAUACUCAAGUUACCAUUCUGGAGAAGAAAGAGGGCGAGAUGGACGUUGAUGGACAAAAGACUGUGCCGUAUUUGCCCGGGAAAUUUGGCAAGGGCGGAAUGCCUAAAGCUCAGGGUGCGUCAUUUCCCGGGGAGUUCAAUAGGUGCUGA
Molecule: messenger RNA, 958 nt
Organism: Monascus purpureus
Lineage: Eukaryota; Fungi; Ascomycota; Eurotiomycetes; Eurotiales; Aspergillaceae
Source: the annotation of a GenBank genome assembly